UUUUUUUCUCAGGUGCGAUAUCCAAUUAGGCGAAGACCAAAACUGCGAAUCUGCCCAAAUUGUAAUGUCGGGGCAGUUUCGUGCAAAAUUUACCUUAUAUUUUAUUUGCAUUUGACUCAGAAUUGGAGUCUUUCGAUUCAACUCGGUCCCAUGUGCAGCGAAUCGUCCAACUGAGAGUUGAUAAGCCGAUGAUAGCCAAACAAAGGCCUCACGUUUUAAAAGUUGAAACCCGUGGUGACGUCUUGAUCUCAUCGUACAACGCCCAGCCUCGGGAGCCAAUCCUCUCUGUAAUAGUUCCUUGAUCGUUGCGCCUCCCCCGAGUAAAAAGAAAAAAGAUACAACAACGAAGAUGGAACCCUAACUCGGGUGAUUCGACUCGGUUGUUCACAAGCUAACGCAACUCACGCCCGAAGAGCUAGAUCCUCUGGCAAUGCGACUCUGGUUCUCGGCAACAUCCCUCUCGAGAGAGGACUCCUUUUGUUUGGCUAAAGCCUUCGCCUGUUUUCAGAUUCAUUUAAAAAGUUCUAGCAAUGACCAACGAUUCCCAUGCCCAUAAUUCCCGAGGUCUCCUUUGCAACGCCGGUGCCGGCGCCGCCGCUGGUGUUAUUGCUGCAACAUUUGUGUGUCCUUUAGAUGUUAUAAAGACUAGAUUUCAGGUUCAUGGGCUGCCAAAGCUUUGUAACGCAACCGUUAAACGUAGUAUUAUAGUUGGUAGCUUGGAACAAAUAUUUCAGAAGGAAGGCUUGCGUGGCAUGUACCGUGGGCUUGCUCCUACUGUAAUCGCUUUACUUCCUAAUUGGGCAGUAUAUUUUACAGUGUAUGAGCAGCUCAAAGACUUUCUUUGUUCUAACGAUGAGAAUCACCAUCUCUCAAUAGGUGCUAACAUGCUAGCUGCAUUUGGUGCUGGAGCUGCGACAACCAUUUCAACAAAUCCUCUUUGGGUUGUUAAGAUAAGACUUCAAACUCAAGGAAUGAGAGGAGGAGUCAUUCCCUAUAGGGGUACACUUUCUGCUUUGAGGAGAAUAGCUCAUGAGGAGGGUAUUCGGGGUCUAUACAGUGGUCUCGUCCCUGCAUUAGCUGGUAUUAGUCAUGUUGCCAUUCAGUUUCCAACAUACGAGAAGAUCAAGUUUUAUUUAGCUGAUCAAGAUCACACUACAAUGGAUAAACUCAGUGCACGUGAUGUUGCUGUUGCCUCAUCAGUUUCCAAAAUAUUUGCAUCCACAUUGACUUACCCACAUGAGGUGGUACGCUCAAGGCUUCAGGAACAGGGACAUCACUCUGAGAAACGUUAUUCUGGUAUGGUUGAUUGCAUCAGGAAAGUAUUUCAGCAAGAAGGCCUUGCCGGAUUCUACCGUGGGUGUGCAAUAAAUCUUAUCAGGACAACUCCUGCAGCUGUUAUCACAUUCACCAGCUUUGAGAUGAUUCAUCGAUUUCUUGUCAAUCUUUUCCCUCCUGAUCCACAACCUCACACAUUGUGAGGCUGCAUCAUGCUCAAACAAGGAUAUAACCACUGUUUCCUGAGAUAUAGCCAGGCAGCGAUACAUCAUCUUGGUAGUGAUACAUUUUCACAGUUGUUUGUAUUCUUCUAGUAGCCAUUUUACCAUUAUUCAUUCGAUCCUCAUCUCGUCUAAUCCUGAAAUAUCAAAGCUUCCCGAGGAAGGUGUGGACAUGUUAUACCAAAUGAUAAUGCCGAAAAUGGUACAUUGUGAGCUUAAAUUAUUACAUUAAGGAUAGCUAGAUAAGUACAAUUGUUUAUCUUUGUUUACCAUGUACCACUUUGCUUUGCUGUUUAUCCUUAUUCUUUCAUCAUUCUAUUUUCAACUUUCAAAGCAUAUAAACUAUGCAAAACCGAAUGUAGGUGGCUGCCGGAAAGGUAACUUGGGUUGUGCAGGUGCCAUGGCUUGAUUUGAGGUGGAGAAUUUCUCUCUCUCUCUCCUUUUUCCUCUUCACUCACUGGGAUUCCACCGUAACGAUAUUGCCUAACGUUUGAGCUGUUUUGAAGAAAUUGUAGUUUGCUUGUCACUUUAGAAAAUUAUUCUUUCAUAUAUUGGCUUAGCCUGCAAUCUGGCAUUAUUAUCUUGGUUUCCAUUUUUAUAUUCUGUUGUUCCUUCGCUAUGUCUGGUAAGAAAAAAGUGAGCAAAGAAAAUAAGGAGAGGAUCACGUGGUAAACAUUUGGGCUAAGCCUGGAUCAUGAUCUGAUUCAUGCGGUGUAGCUAGGACCUUGCUUCAUUGCACAUUUGGGCUACUGUCCCCAACGUAAAGAGUAACCAAUUCCGCCUGAAUUGCCAAGUAAUGGUGACAUGCAAGCAUCUCAUCGCGUUCCCUUCCACUUUGUUUGUAGGUAGCUAGAACUCCUGUGCAGUUCUGUAGUCGUUGAGCUUUUGUUUUGGAGACGAAGCUACCAAAAUCCCACACUUCCAUCUGAAACUCAAUUCCAUGAAAGGUAGCUAAACGUUCAGACACGUUUGCUUUCUAAGCAAGUAUAAGGAAUUUGGGUGGGGAUUUCAAUUGUGAUAAGAGUUGUUGGGAUAGGGAUUUUCUGAUGGAAACGGGAUACCUAUAAUCUGUUAAC
Messenger RNA from Durio zibethinus, 2572 nucleotides. Its product is annotated as nicotinamide adenine dinucleotide transporter 1, chloroplastic-like. Gene Ontology annotation, biological process: transmembrane transport; nucleotide transport. NCBI's taxonomy places the organism in Eukaryota, Viridiplantae, Streptophyta, Magnoliopsida, Malvales, Malvaceae. The record is from RefSeq and is a predicted model, not a curated record.